Hyaloscypha bicolor E is the source of this 1499-nucleotide messenger RNA. RefSeq lists its product as uncharacterized. The transcript is spliced from 2 exons. NCBI's taxonomy places the organism in Eukaryota, Fungi, Ascomycota, Leotiomycetes, Helotiales, Hyaloscyphaceae. The record is from RefSeq and is a predicted model, not a curated record. Bases 255 to 1088 code for a protein of 277 amino acids.
CAGGAUGCCAGAUUGGAGAAAGUUUUGGGGAUGGACGCGAGGUGUGCCAUCGACGAGUGACAACCCUGAACCGCGACGACACGAGGUUAGCACGAGGCUCUUCCGAAAGCUCAUCAGUCAAGAGAAGAGUAGUGCUCAGCCCAUCGCAAAAGGAGAGAGUCUCAAAGCAAAAGAUCUGUUCAAGUAAAACUUGAGCCCGGAGAGUGAGACCAAAGGAGGGGACGACGACCCAUCAACAUCUAGUAAAGAACCCCAUGACAACGACAGUGAACAGUUUAGCUACCUCCCAGACUUUCGCUUCAACGCCUCGAACUAUGGAAGAUAUUGAUCGAUGGACCUACCACACCGACCUUCAGACAUUCUCAAAAAGUCUUCAAAUUGCAGCAAACGCAGUGCUUCCCAAUGACAAGACAUCUAGGUAUGAGAAGGUGUCUGUGCUCAUGCUUAGCCGGGCCGAUGAAGAUCCUCUGCUCCCUGUAUCUUUGGAGGUCCAGAAAUUGGUAAACGUCAUCAAAGAUUGCUAUCAUUAUAACGUUGAGCAGUGGAAAAUUCCAGAUGAGAACUGUCACUUUGAGCUGGCUACGAAAGUGAUGAGGUUCGUUGAACCGAGGAAUGACAGCAAUUCUCAGCUGAAGAUUGUUUAUUAUGCAGGACAUGCGAGACUCCUGGAUACAAGAGCUUUGGCAUUGACGAGUCGGCGAAAGAAGAAUUCCAGAUGCCUCAUGGUCAAAUGGGGGGCAAUUCAAAGCUUUAUCGAAGAAUCACCUAACGAUGCCCUGAUCUUACUCGACUGUUGUGCUUCUGGCACGGCGAAUACCUCCAAGGGGAGCGGAGUCACUGAGAUCAUAACGGCUUGUGUCUGGAAUCAAACAGCAAAUGGGGUCGGGGAAUACUCUCUCACAAACGCGCUGGUUGUUGAAUUGCAACUCUUGAGCCCCCGCGCUCGUUUAGUGUGGGAAGCUGUACAAAAAUGUGUUUCUCCGAACGCAAAGCAGGCUGCCGACGAUGAGAACGGAAGAUGGUCGACAUUGGGAGAGACACCCUGCUCCUAUUCACCUGGUCUUAACACAAGAUACUAUGAGACCUAGGAGCAUUCAACUUUCAGUGCAGCCAUUGCCACCUUCCGCGGAUGUACGUCCCAUUCAAAUAGAAACUGAUGGCACGGAACCACUGCCACCCGAUUUGGUGUCGGGGAGUAUCCUGAAUACUGGCCUAGCUCAGGAAACCAGUAAACUCAAUUUCCGAUCCACGGAAGGGUUUCCCCGAUUAGCAUUUGCUGUGCGCUUAGGAGAGACGUUCCGACCCAGCGACGAUAUCAAACAUCUAUUCGCUUCAUGGCUUCGAGAUAUGCCAGCCAUCGCAGAAGAGGUGAAGACUGAAGCAGGGUUCGACAGCUUCUCUACCCUUUUAAUCGUAUCAAUACCAUUCGCUCUUUCCGCAUACAUCCCCUCCCACGCAGCUGUUUUAUCCCUUGGCCCAAUCUUAUCGGGGAACAAGAU